Molecule: messenger RNA, 1106 nt
Organism: Neurospora tetraspora
Lineage: Eukaryota; Fungi; Ascomycota; Sordariomycetes; Sordariales; Sordariaceae
Exons: 2
Coding region: 187-636 (149 amino acids)
Biological process (GO): proton motive force-driven ATP synthesis
Source: RefSeq, a predicted model, not a curated record
GGCUUGGCAGCGGGAGGUCGGGCUUGGCUGGCGGCUGCAACCUCAGGCAUCCAAAUUUUCGGCAGGUUGCGCGACGGAGCUUCUCAACUUUGCGUCGUUUUCCAAACCGUCGAAUCCUCCACGCCGGUCCCAUCACCACCAAGCUCCGAAAACACCCCGCCAGGACUUCCAACCGCCUCAGUCACAAUGGGUGGUCAAUACUACAACCUUUUCGGCCAGAAGGUCGCCUCCCAAUACCUUGCCAUGGGUGUUCUUGGCUCCCUCUUCGGCGGUGUCUACCUCGCUUCCGGCGGCAGCAGCAAGACCCCUGCUACUCCCCCCAUCAACGCUUCCAGCUCCGAUGAGGCCGACUUCAUCAAGUACGGAACCUCCGACUCUCAUUCAUCCUUCGCCCCUCCACCCGCACCAGCGCCCACGUCUUAUUCGCCAUCGUCAUCACGCAUCAUCAUAGUACCCUCGAUCGCUAACACCCCGAUAGGAAGUUCCUCGAGACCUCCGAGUCCACCGAGAAGCAGGCUCCCGCUGCUGCCCCCGCCAAGCACUAAAGUGCCCGAAAACGACAGUUAUGAUGAUCGAAACGGACACGAGGCGUUGCGGACUGGACUUGUCCUGUGUACAUAUAUAGCGACUGGUUAAUGGAAAGUUAUCGCCUGGGAGAAUCACGUCAUGGCUCCGACAUCGUUACGCAUCGUUACCCGCCACGGAUAUCAUCACCAACACCCGAAUCCCCUUCUUUGUCGGAGAGGUUGAGAGAAAGAUGGACACGAAGCUGGGGCUGGUACUUGGGGGUUGUCGGGCGGCUUGGUUGGAGCCUUUUGUCAACCCCCUCUUAUAAAAGAGGGAAAAAAUAUUCUGGGACAAACUUUUAAUCUGGGACAAUCUGAAAUGUUAGGCUGCACCAUGGAAAACUGUUAGUGGGCACGAUACAGCAAUGACAACCACAUCCACCAUUUUUCUAAAAUUCUGGCAAAAUUCGGGAAGUAAGAAAAGGGUAUAAGAAAGGCUCCCUCAAAGUUGCAAAAAAUCAUCUUCUAAAUUGGGCGAACGGUAGCUUUUGGACUUUGCGUCGACACCAAACAUCGUCAUUUUUGGUCGCGCGAAAGCAU